CUGCUUCUGUCCCGCCCACGCCGCCCGCCCGGUCCGCGUGCGGGUCACAUGCCCAUCGAAGAUGGCGGCAGUGAGGGUGGUGGCGGCGGUGCUGCUGUCGGUGAUUUCGCUGCGCCGCGCGGCCGCCGCCGUCCCGCUGGUUCUCUGGCACGGCAUGGGAGACAGCUGCUGCAACCCGCGGAGCAUGGGCUACAUCAGGAAAAUAGUGGAGGACAGAGUGCCAGGCAUCUACGUGCUGUCCCUCAGGAUCGGGAGCAACCUGAUCCAGGACAUGGAGAACAGUUUCUUCAUGAACGCGAAUGAUCAAGUGAGAGAAGUGUGCAGCCAGCUAGCAAAGGACCCUCGCCUCAAGGGAGGCUACAACGCGAUGGGCUUCUCCCAGGGAGGCCAGUUCCUGAGGGCGGUGGCCCAGAGGUGCCCUUCUCCUCCCAUGCUCAAUCUGAUCUCCAUUGGUGGGCAGCACCAAGGUGUGUACGGCUUUCCACGCUGUCCUGGUGAGAGCUCCCAUAUCUGUGACUGGAUCCGGAAGACACUGGAUGUGGGCGCCUACACGCAAGCUGUUCAGGAGCACUUGGUGCAAGCAGAGUAUUGGCACGACCCACUGAAGGAGGAGGAUUACAGAAAGAACAGCAUCUUUUUGGCUGACAUCAAUCAGGAGCGGGGAAUCAAUGAGACAUACAAGAAGAACCUGAAAGCUCUGAAAAAGUUUGUGAUGGUGAAAUUUCUCAAUGACACGAUGGUGGACCCCCCGAUUUCCGAGUGGUUUGGGUUUUACAAAAGCGGCCAAGCCAAGGAGACCAUUCCACUGUGGGAGACCUCGCUGUACACAGAGGAUCGCCUGGGGCUGCAGGACAUGGACAAAGCAGGGAAACUGGUGUUCCUGGGGGUGGAAGGGGAUCACCUGCAGUUCUCUGAAGAGUGGUUUUACACCACCAUUCUCCCCUUCCUCCAGUCAAGCUAAGUGGGAGCCCUCAGGAGGGGCAGCAGCUGCUAUCAUGCAACAGCACUUUGUGCAUGUAAUACAAGCCUGCAUCAUCUGGGGAAGGGGAAGAGGGGGAUUAGCUCAGCAGUUUCACCAGCUGUCAGAGACUAGGAUUUGUCUGGACACGACCACGUUCUGAUAUGGGUGGACCAAGCCUCGCACUAUCUCUGAAGUUCUCUGCCCUGUAAGGCUAUGGCGUUCCCUGAGCUGUGGCUGGGCUGCUCACCCGGUGAUGGUGAAACCAUGAGCUGCUCCAGAGGUUUGGUUUCCUCAUGCCUGUUCCUCGCAGGACGCAGUGGCAGUAUUAACCAACAUCACUGGCAUAGGAAUGCUGUAGCUCCUAAGGGGAUCAUCACAUAGAGUUGCAUGGCCGUAUGCAGAGGAAAGGUAUUAAAACCUGUCCUUCUAGAUGGGGGAAAAGGGCCAAAUUUAGGGGUUUCUGGGGAAAAAAUGAGGGGUUUGAACUAAGUGGGUAUUAACAGCUUGAAAAGUUUUUGACUAAUGGCUUGUUUAAUGCACUUUUGUACAGCAACUAAAAUCAAUAAAUAUUUUUACGUCUAACCACCUAAAAAAAGAG
Molecule: messenger RNA, 1559 nt
Organism: Cuculus canorus (common cuckoo)
Lineage: Eukaryota; Metazoa; Chordata; Aves; Cuculiformes; Cuculidae
Gene: PPT1
Product: palmitoyl-protein thioesterase 1
Exons: 9
Coding region: 62-961 (299 amino acids)
Biological process (GO): receptor-mediated endocytosis; protein depalmitoylation
Cellular component (GO): lysosome
Molecular function (GO): palmitoyl-(protein) hydrolase activity
Source: RefSeq, a predicted model, not a curated record